This is a messenger RNA of Bipolaris sorokiniana ND90Pr, 393 nucleotides long. RefSeq lists its product as uncharacterized. Lineage: Eukaryota; Fungi; Ascomycota; Dothideomycetes; Pleosporales; Pleosporaceae. The record is from RefSeq and is a predicted model, not a curated record. The coding region runs from base 1 to 393 and encodes 130 amino acids. The transcript has a single exon. Gene Ontology annotation, molecular function: nucleic acid binding.
AUGUCAACUGCUACACCCGAGAUUAUCGGCUCCCUAGCCGAUAUCCAAUACCUAGUCAAACUGAUCUCUCGCCAAUACAAACAGCCGCGAGACCUAAGCAUCCCCAAUUCACCCCUCUAUAUCGACGUGCAAGGCGCAAACCUCAACCGUGCAGGCCCCAUCUCCCUCCUUACCCUCCUCUCCUCAUUAACCUACUACCUCGUCGACAUACUCCAGCUAGGCUCAAUUGCCUUCACUACUCCCAGCACCCAACGCAAAUCCGCAUUCAUAACUCCAAAUACCCAAACCCAGACUUUAAAAUCUAUCUUUGAAGAUGCAGAUAUCCCCAAAGUCUUUUUCGACGCCCGCAACGCCUCAGCUGCGCUAUUCACACAAUAUGUAGUAGCGCUGUAG